AUGAAGCUUUUGUCAAAAAUAAUUAGAGAAGUUUUAAAACAAUUUUACAAUAUAUUUUUUCUUGAAUCAAGAAUUAUUAUAAUAACUUUUAAUAAUAUAUCUAAUUAUUUUAUUAAAGAUAAGAAAAUAGAACCGUUUAAGAUAGUUUACAUUCUGUUGUUUGCGACUAUAAUAUUUUGUAUUGUGAUUGGAUUAUUUGCUUCUAACAAUCGCAUUAGAGGUAUUGCUAUAUCAAUAACAGGAGGAUUUUUGAUUUACGAAUUAUUGAUUUUAAUUUUAGUGUUAUUUAAAUAUUUGCAAAAAGAUCAUGAAGAACAAGAAACUGAACGUUUUGUUGAUAACUUUAUAAAUGUUAUUAAAAUAAACGCACUAAGAAAAAGGAAAUACUUCGCUGUAUAUAUGAUUUUAAAUAGCUUUUUAAACAUUUUAGAUAAUACUUCUGAGGAUUCUAUAUUAAAAUUUUUUUCUCCUUGUGUAGAAUUAUCAAUUUAUAUAAUAAUUUUUAUAUUUUCUAAUAGAUUAAUAAGCAUUGAUAGGACUUUGGUAUUAUUAGUUCUAACAAUUAUGAGUUUAAAAACAUGUUUUGAAUCUUUUUUUAAUAAAAAGGAGAUAGUUUACACUGUAUUUUUUAAAAUAACUAAAUAUGAUAUUUUAUAUUUAAUAACUUAUACUAUAUUAUUCAUUUUAUCCUCUUAUGUAAAGCAUGUUCGAGAUAUUUUAGUCAGGUUAACUUUAUCUGUUUUUUACAGUAUUAUUCUAAGCCUUCUUAUUUCAUUCAUUUAUUAUGAAACAAAUGAUUUCUUUAACCGUUUAAAAUUACUUUUAUUAGAUGAAGAUGUUUUAAAAAAUAAAGAAAAUUUUCUUAUUUCUAAAGAAAAAUUGGAAUAG
Messenger RNA from Hepatospora eriocheir, 888 nucleotides. NCBI's taxonomy places the organism in Eukaryota, Fungi, Microsporidia, Hepatosporidae. The record is from the annotation of a GenBank genome assembly.